AUGGCCAGCUGCAGGCAAGGCCGCCGCCUCCUGCUGCUGCUGCUGCUGCUGCUGACUGCCCACCCUGGACCCUUGAAGGCUCAGCAUUGGUCCCAUGGCUGGUACCCUGGAGGGAAGCGAGCCUCCAUUUCACCCUGGGGCCUCCAGCGGGCCCCUGGACUCCCAGACAGCCCAAGCCAGACUGCCCGCAGCCUGCACCACGAUGCCCUGGCUUCCGCCGAGGACAGCGUGCCCUGGGAGAGCAGACCUGUGGCCCAGCAGCCACUCCAUGGGAAGCAGCACCUGGUGCAGAACCUGUUGCCUGAGACCAUUCCCCAUGUUGGCGCUGGCGGAACGCGGGUCUGGCCCGCCAGCAGGAGGGACGACCGGGCAGGGAGGGCCCAACUAGAGCCCAAGGGGAGCUGCCCGUAG
Molecule: messenger RNA, 411 nt
Organism: Orycteropus afer afer
Lineage: Eukaryota; Metazoa; Chordata; Mammalia; Tubulidentata; Orycteropodidae
Gene: GNRH2
Product: progonadoliberin-2
Exons: 3
Coding region: 1-411 (136 amino acids)
Biological process (GO): multicellular organism development
Cellular component (GO): extracellular region
Molecular function (GO): hormone activity
Source: RefSeq, a predicted model, not a curated record